Messenger RNA from Corapipo altera (White-ruffed manakin), 1259 nucleotides. Its product is annotated as SUN domain-containing protein 5-like. The transcript is spliced from 12 exons. The coding region runs from base 131 to 1192 and encodes 353 amino acids. NCBI's taxonomy places the organism in Eukaryota, Metazoa, Chordata, Aves, Passeriformes, Pipridae. Gene Ontology annotation, molecular function: protein-membrane adaptor activity. The record is from RefSeq and is a predicted model, not a curated record. Gene Ontology annotation, cellular component: nuclear envelope; meiotic nuclear membrane microtubule tethering complex. Gene Ontology annotation, biological process: nuclear envelope organization.
UGAGGUCAGAGCUGUGUGCCUGCACAGCCCUGUGGCACAGGGACAGAACCCACGGCUGCCCUGUGGCUGCUGCACUGGGCAGACCCCACUGAAGGGGCUGAGGGUGCAGAGCUGAGCCCAGAGCCCGGAGAUGGUGAGAAAGGCUCCCCCCAGAAGACGUCGUGGGUCUGCCAGACGCUGCUUGGGCUGUGAGGAUGAGGUGGCAGAGGUGACAGUGGAGUUGAGAAGCAGCUGUGCAGAUGCUCCACUCACUGCAGCUCUGGUGAACCUUCAUCUGGAAAAGGUCAAAGAAAUUGCAAGGAUGUUCUUGAGGCAGAUUUGUCAACUGGCAGAUGACCUUGUCUUCCUGGGGAGAAAUCAUCUGAGCCCAUACAUCCUCAAGGCGCGAAAGAUAGUCCAGCAGAAGAAGAGCUUUAAAGUCUAUGCCUUGUUGCUCUCAGUGUAUCUUGCUGGAGUUUUCUGUGGGACUUCCCUGCCAGCGUGGACACUACUGACAAAGGGACUGAUGCAGGAGCUGACAAGUGUAUUUCCAGUGGGCUUGAAGACCUUCUGGAAUUCAGACACGUUGACUGAAACCCAAAAGCUGCAGCUUCUACUGGAGGAGCUUUCCCAAGAAUUGACCAAGAUGACUUUGGAAUCCUAUGUCAAGACUGACUGGGCCCUGAAGAGCUCUGGAGCCACCAUUGACACUCAGAGAACUUCCCAGACCUACGACUGCAGAGAGAGUUGGGUCUGCAGGAUUUUAUACUUCUUCUGGACUGCCAACCCUCCUGAUACUAUUCUGCAGCCAAAUGUUUCCCCAGGAAGCUGCUGGGCUUUCAGUGGGCAUCAGGGCCAGGUGGUCAUCAAGUUGCCAGCACGAGUCCACCCUACUGCCAUCACAGUGCAGCACAUCACCAAAGACGUCUCUCCAAGUGGGACCGUCAUCAGUGCCCCCAAAGACAUCGCUGUCUUUGGAGUGGAUGCAGACGGAGAAGAAGAAUCUCUCCUGGGGACAUUCACCUACAGCGUGGAAAAAGAGCCCAUGCAGACUUUCCCUCUGAAGGAUGUGCUGCCUCCCAGAGCCUUUUCAUAUGUCAAACUUCUCGUGAAGAGCAACUGGGGAAACCCGUGGUACACCUGCAUUUACCGAGUGCAGGUUCAUGGAAGGAUGGAAACCCAGAAAGCCUCAACCAAGAUCCAAGAUGAAUGAGGAAGAAAAUGCAAAAGAAGAAAGGGCAGGGGGUGUGAGGGACUGAAAAAAAAGUUAUUAAAAAGUU